Molecule: messenger RNA, 1622 nt
Organism: Pseudocercospora fijiensis CIRAD86
Lineage: Eukaryota; Fungi; Ascomycota; Dothideomycetes; Mycosphaerellales; Mycosphaerellaceae
Exons: 2
Coding region: 374-1264 (296 amino acids)
Molecular function (GO): protein binding
Source: RefSeq, a predicted model, not a curated record
CUUGACACUUUAUUGGUAUUCUUAUUAAAUAAUUACAGCUUGAUCUCAUCAUUUCGACGACGAAGCCCUGUCCUGACCUCGGACAAGGCCCUACCUGGUCCAGCAUCCCAAAUCCAAAUACGCUAUCAAUAAUAGCUCGGCGUCAAGGCCAUUCUCUGGCGUCAUUACGGAAGCGUCAGUAACCAUAUCUUUUUGACAACGUGGCGACGAGGACUGCUCUGCAGACUGUUCCACUUUCAUCUGCCAGAGACGGUAGACCACAUCACUCGAGCAAGGGUUCGACGUCGCGUAGCACGAUUGGGUGCGUGAAGAAGAAAUCUGCACUGCGAGGGACUCUAGCUGGCUGCCAGGAGUAGCAUGAAUUGAGUUGAACAUGGGCUGCUGUCAAUCGAGAAGCGACUCACCUGCGCCCAGCUCGGACGGCAAUCGACCUCGCGAUUCCUCGAGAGCGGGUUUCCACCAGCAGACCAGCUCGCGGGAUGGGAAUGAGCCAUCGUCUUCCAGGAGACAUGCGACAAACCCAGUGGUACGGCCGAACAAGCCUAUUGAACGACCUAAACCUCUCGAAACGAGCCCAAAGAAUGUUUCUAACCGGCCACCUCCAUGGACCAGAUCGCAUCUUGAGCAGCAGAGGCGUAUAUUCUUCGAGACAAGAGUGACUGGAAGACAAGAGAUCUGGGAUGCACUAAAAGCGGUAUGCGAAUGUCUUCGGCAGGACGACAUCGCUGAGGCUCAAGCAAUUCUGGAUGCUGCCAACAUUACUUGUCCACACGGUAAAGUCGGACGAGGACGCACGAGAGAGAAACAGCGAGAAGGAGUAUACGACGAACAAGGGCAGUUAUAUGAUCUGCCUUACUGGGUGGUAACAGACCCUCAGGACAUCGUAGAAGAUGAGGGUAAAGACAUUGAUGCUGAAGCGGAAGAGGACGAAGAAGACGAGGCGAAUGACGCUUCACUGGCUCGUCGCCAAGAAAAGGGCAAAGGUCGGGCAGAAUCUAUCGGUGAAGAGAUUCGACUCAAGGUGCGGCUCAGCGACCGUGCCAGCGACAUAGAGGUCACCAUUGGAUCGAAGCAGAACGUGUCUGUGGCUAUACGUGCAAUCAAAGAUCAAAUCAACGUGAGGCACUGCAGACUUGUCUAUCUAGGCAAGGCUCUGGACGAGGGCAAGACUCUGGAAGCACAAGGCUGGAAGUCUGGGCAGGUCGUAAAUGCUUUCGUCUUCGAGGGAGACGAGAACGCAAUCCAGAAGGGCAGGAAGCGAUGAUGACCGCAACGCUUAGCAGCAGUCCUGGGAUUCAUGCUUGGGUCAAUGGGCGAAGUUCCCUUCGGCCAACGCUGAGCUUAGAGGCUCGAGCAACGGGAAAUCUUGCGAACGAGAGACGACAUCUACGCAAAAGCUUCAAACAAGAUCAUUUCGUACGGUUAUGGCGUUUUGGCUGAUGGCAUGCUUCGGAAAGGGAGCGAAGGAGCAAAGCAUUCAUGGGAUGAUGAUACCCAAACGGUCCUACAGUACCUUUCUCAAGAGCUGGGCAAGGCGCAUUUCAACUUUCAUUGUGUAAUUUACACAGUAGUACUCGACUGAGUCUCUUUCCGUCUUUACCAAUUCACCUCAGUUCAAGACG